CUCAUCUCUCAACACUGCUUGUCGAUGGAGACCGGUCGUCAUCGAUUGAUAGAAUAUGCUUUCACCUAUUGAUCGCAAGUACAAUGGGGUCCUCUGAGGCUGAAUGGAUCCUGUCAGCGCUAGAAUACCACCAAAACACCACUAUCUCACUUCUCCAACAGUGUGGCCAAGCUGUCCCCGACCUGUCUUCACCCUCCAUCAUCAUCGCAUGAAGCCAAAACCUCAACUUAUACCUCCUCGAUGGGGUCGUCACUUCAUUCCUCCAAAGCGACUUGAAACGCUUGUCGAUACCGAUACAGAAGGCAACUACGCCUUUUCGCUUUAACAUCUUACGCAACACGACACUAAUUCCAUCACUUAUAAGAGGAUGGCGCCAUCUUUGAAGAUGCCAGAAAUACCAUCUGACAUUCUAGUGUCCAUUUUCGAAACAUUGGUCGGAGACAGCGAGUCUUUGAUCGCAGCUGGUCUCACUUGCACCGCAUGGCACGCUUUCUCCCUUCCAUAUCUUCUUUAUCAUGUCGACUUGAGCUGCCACAAUCGAGGUAGACUGCCUGAGUUUGAGGAUGACGUAGUCAUGCCUGUUGUGUACGCCAGUUUCAAUGACAAAUUCAAACCUGGCAAUCUGGUUCCUCGCCAGCGCGCAUUCCUCCAGCUCAUGACAGACCGACCAGAGCUCGCUACUCAUGUCCACUCCUUCACUUGGACACUCGUGUACUCGGAUUGUUCAGAUCUUACGGAUAUUGACCGCGAAACUUGGGUGGUCUUUGAUCGGCUCAAUAGUGUCACUCGAUUGGACCUAGCACAAAUACUCGGCGAACGUGAGAUCGAAUACAGUCGCCAACCUCCACCACGUUUGUUUCCUGCUGUCACUGAUCUCCGGCUCGUAGGAUCUAUGAAUCGGAAACUUGUGAGAGCCAUCAUCACAGCCCUCGAGCCGAGCGAUCUUCGUAGCUUGCGCUUAGACCAUCUAGGAGACGAGGGUUCAUUGCCAGGAGGUCUGCCUAUGCUUGAGGAUCUUGCGGAUCCUUACAUUCCCAAUUUAAAGAACAGAGCGGAGAUAUCUGGCCCUAUUGAUGAAGCAUUAUUCCAGCGGCAGGAAUCAGGGAGCGCAUGCGUCUUUCCUGGUCCCAUGUGGUUUCCGUUACGCUUACUAUCUUCCCACUCCCUGUCACUUACACAUUUGGAAGUGAAGUUAGCGCCAAUCAACAUGGAGAUUGAUCUUCGGAACUACGAGACCAUGUAUCAACACACGGUUCGAAUCAUGCUCAAGACCAGGAAAUCACUCGAAUCACUCGUCCUGUACUUUGGCAACGAUUCAAUUCACUACGAGGAGCCCAACUCUUCAGGUUGUGGGACAGAUCGCCUCACGUUCUCAACAUACGUGGAUCAUCACCCGCCACCGUCUGGGUAUGACUAUGGUGUACCUGGGCAAGAAGAGUACGAGGAGCUUUUGAAGACAAGUUGAGAUAAUUCAGGAUAUAUAUUCAGGACUAGGCAAAAAAACUCCAGCAACUUCAAUGUAACACGAGACUAGCAACCCCACCACUGUAUGCCCGCUAUGUAUCAUAGCUUGCAAGGUUUAUCUUCACCUUUAGGCCAUGCAUCGUCCAGGCAGCCUCCAGCGUCAUUGUUAAAGUAGGCAUAUACAGUGAGCCAAGCAUAGUUGUCUGGAGUCUUCUUAGCCUGUCCCCAACCCGACUUCGCCAUUACCUGCGCCGCAUUCUGGUAUCCGAUGAAGUCAAGAUUCGCCCCAGGAUUAAG
Messenger RNA from Pseudovirgaria hyperparasitica, 1761 nucleotides. RefSeq lists its product as uncharacterized. The coding region runs from base 368 to 1465 and encodes 365 amino acids. The record is from RefSeq and is a predicted model, not a curated record. The transcript is spliced from 3 exons. Lineage: Eukaryota; Fungi; Ascomycota; Dothideomycetes; Acrospermales; Acrospermaceae. Gene Ontology annotation, molecular function: protein binding.